CGGAGGGAGUAUGUCUUCCCAUUAUAAAAACCCUAAAACCCUAUCAAGCACAUCUCACUCAUUCCCAACACCAAGUGACAACAACCUUUUGCAUUUCCCAAUUCUACCAAAGAAAUAAAAGAAAAAUGCAAGAAAACGGCAAAACGCUGCGAAAUAGGGUUUACGAGGAAGAAGACGAAGAAGCCAAAGCUUCGACAGAGAUAUGGAGAUACGUGUUCGGUUUCACGGACAUGGCCGUGGUGAAGUGUGCGAUCGAUCUCAAGAUUCCAGAAGCCAUCGAGAACCAUACCUCACAGCCCGUCACUCUAGCAGAUCUCUCCACCGCCGUCUCUUCCUCUCCUCUGCCGCUCCUCCGCCGCAUCAUGAGGUUUCUUGCCCACCGUGGCAUCUUCAAAGAAGUUCUUACCAAAGAUGGCAUUGUCGGAUACUUAAACACACCUCUCUCUCGCCUCAUGAUGAGCAAAUCAAUGGCUCUUUUUAUCCUCCUCGAGACCACCCCCGUGAUGCUGGCGCCAUGGCUGAACCUGAGCUCCGUAGUCUCGGCCGUGUCCGGCGAGGGUUCUCCUCCGUUCGACGCGGCUCACGGAAAGAACGUGUGGGCUUACGCGACGGAGAAUCCCGGCCACAGCGAGAUCAUCAACCAGGCGAUGGCAUGCGACUCGAGGCGAAUGGUGCCUGCGGUGGCCGGCGCGUGCGCGGACGUGUUUAACGGCGCGUCGACGGUGGUUGACGUCGGCGGUGGAAACGGUGAGGCAUUGGGUAUACUGGUCAAGGCGUUUCCGUGGGUAAAAGGCUUGAACUUUGAUCUCCCUCAUGUCGUGGAAGCUGCGGAGAAGUUCGACGGCGUUGAGAACGUUGGUGGUGACAUGUUUGAGUCUGUUCCUAAUGCCGACGUUGUCUUCAUCAAGUGGGUGUUGCAUGACUGGGGGGAUAAGGAGUGCGUAAAGAUACUGAAGAAAUGCAGAGAAGCGAUCCCCAAGGAGGAAGGGAAGGUGGUAAUAGUGGAAGCUGUGGUGGGAGAGAAGAAGAAGGGCGACAUGUUAGAGUAUGCGAGGUUGAUGCUGGACAUGGUGAUGAUGGCUCAUACGACCAGAGGCAGAGAGCGGACAUCGGAGGAGUGGGAUCAUGUCCUUACCGCAGCUGGAUUCGCCCGUUACGAGAUACGAGACAUAAACGACGUUCAAUCCGUCGUUGUUGCUUACGUGUCUUAGCCCAAAAAUGGUGAAAAAGAAGCCUAAGAAAGAGAUUUCCAAUCAUUUGAAGUAGAUCAAUUGUGAUUUCAAUAACAAGGGGUUUGUGUUUUGAUCGAGUUUGGAAUAGUUGUGUGCAUGUGCAUGAGAUGGAUCCUACAAUGGCCGAAGUGUGACCUCUUUGUAUCUCUUUGUUUUCUUUCUAAUGUUCUUGUGUUGUGUGUCCACAGAGAAAAUUAGGUUGCGCCGUUACCCUAUACAAAUAGAGUGGUUGCGAUUUUCGAU
Messenger RNA from Tarenaya hassleriana, 1475 nucleotides. Its product is annotated as (R,S)-reticuline 7-O-methyltransferase-like. Gene Ontology annotation, molecular function: protein dimerization activity; S-adenosylmethionine-dependent methyltransferase activity; O-methyltransferase activity. Gene Ontology annotation, biological process: methylation. The record is from RefSeq and is a predicted model, not a curated record. Lineage: Eukaryota; Viridiplantae; Streptophyta; Magnoliopsida; Brassicales; Cleomaceae.